Pan troglodytes (chimpanzee) is the source of this 1217-nucleotide messenger RNA. RefSeq lists its product as uncharacterized. The record is from RefSeq and is a predicted model, not a curated record. Bases 93 to 1121 code for a protein of 342 amino acids. Lineage: Eukaryota; Metazoa; Chordata; Mammalia; Primates; Hominidae. The transcript has 2 exons.
GGUGUCAUCAUCUCCUGUGAUCCAUGAGGUCCAGUGCUGUCACCAUCCACUAGGAUCCACCAUAACCCUGGUGUCAUCAUUUCCCAGGAUCCAUGAGGUCCAGUGCUGUCUGUCACCAUCCACUAGUAUCCACCAUAACCCUGGUGUCAUCUUCUCCCAGGAUCCAUGAGGUCCAGUGCUGUCACCAUCCACUAGGAUCCGCCAUAACCCUGGUGUCAUCAUCUCCCAGGAUCCAUGAGGUCCAGUGCUGUCACCAUCCACUAGGAUCCACCAUAACCCUGGUGUCAUCAUCUCCCAGGAUCCAUGAGGUCCAGUGCUGUCACCAUCCACUAGGAUCCGCCAUAACCCUGGUGUCAUCAUCCGUGAUCCAUGAGGUCCAGUGCCGUCACUAUCCACUAGGAUCCACCAUAACCCUGGUGUCAUCAUCUCCCAGGAUCCAUGAGGUCCAGUGUUGUCACCAUCUACUAGGAUCCACCAUAACCCUGGUGUCAUCAUCCGUGAUCCAUGAGGUCCAGUGUUGUCACCAUCCACUAGGAUCCACCAUAACCCUGGUGUCAUCAUCUCCCAGGAUCCAUGAGGUCCAGUGUUGUCACCAUCUACUAGGAUCCACCAUAACCCUGGUGUCAUCAUCCGUGAUCCAUGAGGUCCAGUGCCGUCACUAUCCACUAGGAUCCACCAUAACCCUGGUGUCAUCAUCUCCCAGGAUCCAUGAGGUCCAGUGUUGUCACCAUCUACUAGGAUCCACCAUAACCCUGGUGUCAUCAUCCGUGAUCCAUGAGGUCCAGUGUUGUCACCAUCCACUAGGAUCCACCAUAACCCUGGUGUCAUCAUCUCCCAGGAUCCAUGAGGUCCAGUGUUGUCACCAUCUACUAGGAUCCACCAUAACCCUGGUGUCAUCAUCCGUGAUCCAUGAGGUCCAGUGUUGUCACCAUCCACUAGGAUCCACCAUAACCCUGGUGUCAUCAUCCGUGAUCCAUGAGGUCCAGUGUUGUCACCAUCUACUAGGAUCCACCAUAACCCUGGUGUCAUCAUCUCCCAGGAUCCAUGAGGUCCAGUGCUGUCUGUCACCAUCCAUUAGUAUCCACCAUAACCCUGGUGUCAUCUUCUCCCAGGAUCCAUGAGGUCCAGUGCUGUCACCAUCCACUAGGAUCCGCCAUAACCCUGGUGUCAUCAUCCGUGAUCCAUGAGGUCCAGUGUUGUCACCAUCUACUAGGAUC